Messenger RNA from Suillus subalutaceus, 1608 nucleotides. RefSeq lists its product as uncharacterized. Bases 192 to 1373 code for a protein of 393 amino acids. The transcript has a single exon. Gene Ontology annotation, molecular function: protein dimerization activity. Lineage: Eukaryota; Fungi; Basidiomycota; Agaricomycetes; Boletales; Suillaceae. The record is from RefSeq and is a predicted model, not a curated record.
GGGCCAAUAAGGUUGCUCAAAACCAGUCAUGCGAGGGAUUCGACAGGGCUGUCCGUAAUUAUAAGCACGUUGUAUAGAGAGCCUUACAGGCUAUGGUGAUGCUGUCCAUCCGUUACGGGGUCCAGAAUGCCAGCCAAUCACCGCUUGACAAACGUGUCGCAUGUCGUUCAUAAGCCCUUGCGGAUGCGAAUAUGAACUCCCAUAUGCAUCUCUUCCGACCCAUUGCAAUUGCACCACUCAAAGGUCCAGCAGAGAUGGACAUGUAUGCUGAAAGCACUCCACGCAGAGCAAAGCGCUUGCGUUCAGCCUCAGGCGCCGCUGUUAUACCUCCGCAGUCAGACAAUCAUCGACUGUCUAGCCCAAUGUCCAGCGAUGACCAAGCUGAAGAUGACGCUUACGACACUCCUCCAGCACCACAACUCAAACGGCGCGGUCGCAAACCUGGGGCGCUUUCACGCGCAGCACGUGAAGCUCAGCGGAAGAUUAAUCACUCCCUCAUUGAAAAAGCCAGGCGCACCAAAAUUAACGAUGCCCUGGCUGCAUUGAGAGAGCUUGUGCCUGCGGAAUACAAGCGACUCAAUGAAACUGCAGAGGCCAGUGAUGAGGAUGAAGACAAUGAACCUAAGAAAGCCAAGGGAAAGUCGAAGGCAGGAGAAAAGGAAUUCAAACUUGAGAUCCUGGUGCGGACGGUGGCGUACCUUCAGGACCUGACAGAGAAGGUGAAGCGCCUCGAGGAAGAUGGGUGCCCGCAGUGCAUUCACCAAUCUUCUUCUGACGCCAGAGGGUCCAAGCGAAGGAAACAGGACGUUGAGCAGGAAGAUGGUGCAAGAACUGAACUGGAGUCCGCUGAGGGCUCGUCCUCCCGCUUGCCAUCCAUUUCUACCUGGCUUCCACAUUCAUCGCAAGAACGGACUCGGAGAGCCCUGACUUCGUCCCAGUCACCAUCCACCCGACCAGUUCCGAGCUCUUCAAAGUCUCCGUCACAACAACUCCCGACACCUCCAACUUCCGCAACAUUCACGGCCUCCUCCGUCUUCGGAGUCCCACCUGUUCUGACCCUCCCUUCUCCGAGUACACUUCUUCCGCAAUCGGGGACACAGAUUCAACCUUGUUUUUCGGGUUUUGCUCCACGACGGAGUCCCAGUGACACAGCAUUAUCCUCGCCAGUGUACACUCCAGAUGAUGAAACUGCCGCAUCGCUAUUGUUGCGCAUCAGUACCUCUACGCUCGUGACCUCACCACAACUGCCACCAAAGCCGCCGUCUCCGUCAAGUUCGAUCAACGACUCGCAGUCACGAACAGGAAGACCACGAGAAGAGUCUGUGCAUGCACUGACACCACGCCAUCUAUUAGGUUUGACAGCAGGAGAGUGAAAACAGGCUGUGAUGGGAUGUCAUUGAAGACGUACCUCGAUCUGACGAUUUUGACCCUUGUUCGUGUCUUAUGUGUCUUUUAGCUUACGAUUUUACUCGUACUUCAGUUAUAAGGGCUGUUAGUAUAGGUAACAUCACCUUUGGUCUGUUGUAAAAACAUUGUACUAUCAUGAUAUUUUGGAAUCGGAAGUGUACUAGUACGGUGUUUGUAUGAUGUAAUACUAAAUUACUCGUU